Messenger RNA from Amoebophrya sp. A25, 2412 nucleotides. NCBI's taxonomy places the organism in Eukaryota, Dinophyceae, Syndiniales, Amoebophryaceae. The record is from the annotation of a GenBank genome assembly.
CAAGACAAGAUGGCGGAAACGUUCGCAUUUAACGCUGAUAUCCAGCAGUUGAUGAGCUUGAUCAUCAACACCUUUUACAGCAACAAGGAAAUCUUCCUUCGUGAGUUGAUCUCCAACGCGAGUGAUGCGCUCGAUAAGAUCCGAUAUGAGUCCAUCACGGACCCGGAGAAGAUCGAGGCUCAGCCGAACUUCUUCAUCAAGAUCAUCCCGGACAAGACCAACUCGACUUUGACGAUUGAGGAUAGCGGAAUCGGAAUGACCAAGAAUGAGCUUGUCAACAACUUGGGUAUUCAAUUUUUGGCUAUAUUGGUUUUCGAUUUAUUAGGAUCUGUUUAUGCGCUUGGAUUUAGAUGGAUUGACUUGCUUUUAUACUAGUUUGGUAUUGUACUGAGAAGAGCCGCAGAGGCUGCAGAAAGUCGCUUAUGUAGCCAAGAUGGGUUCAUGGGUCGUCUCUAGUAGAGUUUCUACAAGAAUUUAGAUAAUUUAGAUUGCAAAGAACUACAUGAUUUUCGUUCGCUCACAACUCGUCCUCGAAAUCGUUUCCCAACUUUUUCGUCCACAGGUACGAUCGCCAAGUCCGGAACUAAGGCCUUUAUGGAGGCCAUGUCUGCUGGAGGUGAUGUCUCCAUGAUUGGUCAGUUCGGUGUCGGUUUCUACUCCGCCUACCUGAUCGCUGAUAAGGUCCAGGUUGUCUCGAAGAACAACGACGAUGAGCAGUACAUCUGGGAGUCCGCCGCCGGUGGUUCCUUCACCGUCACCAAGGACACCGACCAGGUUUACGGUGAGGUCAAGCGUGGUACCAAGAUUGUCUGCCACUUGAAGGAAGACAUGACCGAGUUUUUGGAGGAACGCCGCCUGAAGGACUUGGUCAAGAAGCACUCCGAAUUCAUCGGAUUCCCGAUCGAAUUGUACAUCGAGAAGAGCGAGGAAGUUGAGGUAUUUGUUAAGGCUAUGCUGGAUUGCUAUGCGGAUUUCACUAGUCGGUGGGACUAAUAAGAAGAAGUUGAGGUAGUGUUUUUUUGAGUUGGCAGUUUCAGACUGCAGGAAUCUUAGGCUUCGUGAAAAUUGACUUCGAAUAUGAAAAUCAAAGGCUUCUAAAUCUCGUUGAAUUUCUCCAUUUGCAGUUCCAAUCUCCUGUGCUAUACUGAAAGACUUCAACCGCUUUGUUUGAAUCUUGUGGACCAAAGAAGACGGUAAGUAGUGAUAACUAUAACUCGACAUCAGGUCACCGACUCCGAGGACGAAGAGGAGAAGAAGGAAGAGGAGAAGGAGGGCGACGAGCCCAAGGUGGAGGAAGCCGAUGAGGACAAGGAGAAGGAGGAGAAGGAGAAGAAGACCAAGAAGGUCUCCCAGAUCUCGCACGAGUGGGAGCAACUCAACAAGAACAAGCCGCUCUGGAUGCGCAAGCCGGAUGACGUCACUAACGAGGACUACGCUGCCUUCUACAAGGGUUUGUCCAACGACUGGGAAGACCACUUGGCGGUAAUCACAUUUUUAAGGAUUUUUUUCAAAAGAUGGAUUGAUUGUUAGCAGUGUCGAAAAAUCUGAAGGCGUCAUGUGUGCUAGUGAGAAUUAUGACCGUUUAUCGUUGCAGUAGUAAUAAGUAUCCGCGGGUGAGAAAACCUUUCUGAAAUAUACAUAUCCCGAUAAAACGCCCAGGUCAAGCACUUCUCCGUUGAGGGUCAGCUCGAAUUCAAGGCACUCUUGUUCGUGCCCCGUCGCGCUCCGUUCGACAUGUUCGAGACCAAGAAGAAGCGCAACAACAUCAAGUACUAAUCUUUUUCUUUAGAUUGUUCGUACGUGGCAUAUUGCAUUACUCUUCAAUUUUGCGACCAAAAUUUCCUUCUCCUUCGUGAUAGCUGACACGUGUCAAUCCGAUUUUCCUCCGAUUGCUCACUACUUUUCGUACUGUGAUCUCCUUCACCGCAACAAAGGAAAUCAGGUUGUACACGUCCUCCGUCGUGUCUCUCCAUCAUGGACGCUUUCAUCUUUUCCCUGAUUCAAUAAACCAGGUUGUACGUCCGCCGCGUCUUUAUCAUGGACGAUUGCGAAGAUAUCAUUCCGGAGUGGCUCAGCUUCAUCAAGGGCGUCGUCGACUCCGAGGAUUUGCCGCUGAACAUCUCUCGUGAGACCCUUCAGCAGAACAAGAUCCUCCGUGUCAUCAAGAAGAACUUGGUCAAGAAGUGCCUCGAGAUGUUCGCAGAGAUCGCCGAGAACUCUGAGGACUACAAGAAGUUCUACGAGCAAUUCUCCAAGAACCUGAAGCUCGGUAUCCACGAGGACGGCACGAACCGCAACAAGAUCGCGGAGUUGAUGCGGUACCAGACCUCCAAGUCCGGCGACGACAACGUCAGCCUCAAGGAGUACGUUGACCGCAUGAAAGAGGGCCAGGAAGACAUCUACUACAUCACG